AUGCUCGACCUCCAUUUGAAGAAUGUGAGAAGUCGGCAGCCCCCUGUCCCCAAGCGCGAUCAUGAAGCUUGUUGGAUCGAAAGGCCUCCAACAAUCGCCCAAAUGGGCCAGAUGAGAGGUGACGCAUCACAGCCGUUUGUUGCACUCCUAGACCAGCUCCUCAAGCAGCACCUUACCGAGCUCGCACAGCUAGGGCCGAGGGACCUUCCUGGCAAUUCCGUUGUCGGGAACAACAAGAGGCGACCCUCGAGUAAUGCUGUGAGAAUCGCCAAGGAGGUCCACAGUCCGACGGGAUGUUCCGAGGCCUCUGAGGCGUCGGGCAAGAGUGAGGCGAGCGCAGUCUCGCAAGCUUCACAAGCUGCAGGAGACAAAGCCAAGAAGACGAGGAAGAGCGCCAUCCCCGCCAUGCUGGACCAAGGCAGCGAGUUCUUCGACAAAGAACUGCAUGACCAGUUUAUGAACAGCUUGAACGAGCCGGAUGACGAGAUGGAGAAUCGGGCGCCGGAUCUUCGAAACCUACUCAGUGGAGAUCACUCGGAGGAGUACACUUCGGAGGAGCAGCGCAAGUCCAAGUGGAAGCGCUUGAAGGCCUUCUUGCAGUCGGCGCGUUACGAGAUGUGCGUUGCAGGACUGCUGUGUCUCAACGUGCUCUGGAUGGCCUGGGAACUACAAGUUUCAGGGAACCUUGUGGGCUUUAACCUCGGCGUUUAUGUGUCCACGGACAUCAACAGAUCAGAUUUUCCAUCCUGGGAGCUCUUCUUCACUGUUGGCGAUCUGGCCUUCACUGUUCUGUUCACGCUGGACGUCGUGAUCCGAAUACUCGUGCUGCGGUGCAAGUUCUGGAAGGUUCCUUUGAAUUACAUCGACGUAGCAGUCAGUUUGACUUCAAUCUUCGAGGUUGCUGUGUACUACGGGAAUGCUUUUCCUGUGAACCCCAUCUUAUUUCGACUCCUCCGGAUCGGGAAGCUUGCGCGUGCCAUCCGCAUGGUGACCAUGAACAGCGUGCUCGCAUCGCUUCAGUUGCUCAUCAAAUGCAUCGGCGCCAGCGCGAACAUGCUCUUUUGGAGCUUUUGCCUCCUCACCUUCGUGCAGUGCGUGGCUGGAAUGGUGGCCAGCACCCUCUGUCGAGAGUUCAUCAGCGACGAGAGCCAGAACGGCGAUCUUCGGGAGGAAGUCUUCCGCUUCUAUGGCACAUUCACCCGCACGUUCCUCACCAUGUUUGAGAUCCUCUUCGCUAACUGGAGUCCAGCUUGCAGAGUUCUCGUGGAGAACAUCAGUGAGUGGUUUUCCAUCUUCUUCCUCCUCUACCGAUGUGUCCUUGGGUUUGCCGUUCUCAAUGUCGUAAAUGCGGUGUUCGUGCAGCAGACCAUGAAAACGGCGAGCUCGGACGAAGAACUGGCGUUCAAGCAGAAGGAGCGCGACGUGGCGCUCUACACUCGCAAGGUGAAGAAGCUGUUUCAGAGUAUGGAUUCGUCUGGCGACGGUAGUAUCAACAAGGAGGAGUUUGCCAAGCUUGUCAACUCGCCAAUGCUCAAGUUCUGGAUGGGGCAGCUUGAGUUGGAGUACCAUGAUUUGAUGAGCCUCUUCGAGUUCCUGGAUAAUGGAGACGGUGAAAUCACCUUGAUGGAAUUCAUCGAAGGAGCAGCGCGGCUCCGGGGUGGUGCGAAAGCCUUGGACAUCUGGCGCAUUGAGACGAAGCUGGAGGUCCUUUUCGCAGAGGUGUUGGGCGCCGUGAGAGGCGACAAGGACGUGCAGCAUGUUUUUGAGAAUUCUACGUACCAGCACAUCAAGGCCACGGACGAUCGGCGUCGGCAAUCAAUGUCCGAGUCGAACCCGCCCGAUCUCGACGAGAUAAGACACACGUGUUCCACAACACCGACGAGAAGCGCAACCAGCCCUAUCCCUGUCCGCGAAGUUUAA
Symbiodinium sp. CCMP2456 is the source of this 1920-nucleotide messenger RNA. Lineage: Eukaryota; Dinophyceae; Suessiales; Symbiodiniaceae. The record is from the annotation of a GenBank genome assembly.